AUGUGGACAAGUGCACAAAGAGUGUCAUAUAUGGUGGUGACUUGCCACUUUGUGGACUCCGAUUGGUUCCUUCAAAAGAGAGUGUUGAAUUUUCGUAAUGUACCUCCUCCACAUAGUGGUGUUGUUAUUGCUGAAGAACUACGAAAGUGUUUUGGUGAUUGGGGCAUUGAGGACAAGGUAUUUACAAUAACGAUUGAUAAUGCUAAAGCAAAUGAUACUGCAAUCAGAAUUCUUAAAGAUGAUUUUGAGUUAAGAGAAGUCUUGCCUAUUGGAGGUCGAUCAUUUCAUGUGCGAUGUUGUGCUCAUAUUACUAACUUGUUGGUGCAAGUAGGAAUUGCUGAAAUUGGAGACAUAGUUGAUUUAGUUAGAGAGGGUAUCAAGUACAUAGUGGCUUCUGAGGGUCGGUUGAGAAAAUUUAGUGAUAUUGCAAAAAGAAUGCAACUCCCUGGCAAGAAAUUGAUUUUAGAUGUCCCUACACGUUGGAAUAGCACUUACAUGAUGUUGGCGACAGCCGUACAAUUCAAAGAAGUAUUUCCUAGAUACCAUCAAAGUGAUCAAGCAUUUCAAUGGUUAAUAAGCCCUGAAGAAUGGGAGAAGGUUGAAAAUGUGAACCAAAUUUUGUCAAUUUUUAAUGAUGUGACCAACAUAGUAUCUGGCAGUGAAUACCCAACUUCAAAUCUGUUUCUACCUGAGGUUUGGAGGAUUAAAGAAGUAUUGUUGUUAAAGUGUAGGGAUAAUAAUGAGUACAUUAGGGUAAUGGUGAGUAAAAUGAGUAACAAGUUUGAGAAGUAUUGGGGUAAUUGCAAUUUAUUAAUGGCACUAGCAGCUAUGCUGGAUCCGAGAUACAAAAUGAAGUUGAUAAAAUUUUGUUUCCCUCUAAUUUACCCAGAGCCUGAAUCUUCUAUGAACAUUGAUAAUGUCCACUCUGUUCUUCAUGAGUUAUAUGAGGUAUAUGUAACAUCUCAUAAUUCAUCUGUUAUGCAACUGCAACAAAUUGCUCAAGAAAAUUCCCGUUCUACAAGUGGUUCUACUAGAGUUGCUGCAGUCAAAGCUCCUAUUGGUCGAUCAAGAUUUUUGCAACAUGUAAUAUGUAAUGAUGAUGUGCGACCUGCUAAAACAGAUUUGGAUGUAUAUCUUAAAGAGAACGUUUACAUAUGUGAAAAUGAUGUCAAUGGAUGCUGA
Molecule: messenger RNA, 1182 nt
Organism: Alnus glutinosa
Lineage: Eukaryota; Viridiplantae; Streptophyta; Magnoliopsida; Fagales; Betulaceae
Product: zinc finger BED domain-containing protein RICESLEEPER 2-like
Exons: 1
Coding region: 1-1182 (393 amino acids)
Molecular function (GO): DNA binding
Source: RefSeq, a predicted model, not a curated record